Messenger RNA from Schistocerca nitens (vagrant locust), 2015 nucleotides. It is a transcript of the gene Syx1A, whose product is annotated as syntaxin-1A. The coding region runs from base 156 to 1193 and encodes 345 amino acids. Gene Ontology annotation, molecular function: SNAP receptor activity; SNARE binding. Gene Ontology annotation, biological process: exocytosis; synaptic vesicle fusion to presynaptic active zone membrane; intracellular protein transport. Lineage: Eukaryota; Metazoa; Arthropoda; Insecta; Orthoptera; Acrididae. The record is from RefSeq and is a predicted model, not a curated record. The transcript is spliced from 10 exons. Gene Ontology annotation, cellular component: endomembrane system; presynaptic active zone membrane; synaptic vesicle.
GGCACUGCAGAAGCUCUGAACUCGUAAGCGUAUCGAUUUUUAUGAUUGUAGUGUCUGUUUCGGUAGUUUUAGUGUCGUUCCAUGGCAGAGUCAGUGAAUGGGGUGUUUAUAUAAGGCAAGACGAAUCAGUAUUGUGUGACUGAGAACGUUAGAAGAUGACGAAGGACAGAUUAGCUGCCCUUAAGGCGGCUCAGAGUGAUGAUGACGAUGUUGGACCUGAUGAUGUUGCUGUCAACGUCGAAGGAAGGGAUGGCUUCAUGGAUGAAUUUUUUGCAGAGGAGGCGCAGUCAACUGAUCGGGAUAGUGGAAAUGGAGGUGUUUCAACAUAUGUCAGAAACUUGUUUCAGAGCUUGGUCCCUGGUGAAUCCUUCAGAAGGUUAUACAAUCGAUCUUCCAUGAAUUCGUUUUCUGAUUUCCAUUCAUUUUUGUCUAAGGUGGAAGAGAUUCGGGAGAUGAUAGACAAGAUACAAGCCAAUGUGGAAGAAGUGAAGAAAAAACACAGUGCCAUCCUCUCAGCUCCUCAGACUGAUGAGAAGGUCAAACAGGAGCUGGAGGAUUUAAUGGCUGAUAUUAAAAAAACUGCCAACAAAGUCCGUGCCAAAUUAAAAGUCAUAGAGCAAAACAUAGAACAAGAAGAACAUACAAAUAAGUCGUCUGCUGACUUGAGGAUACGAAAGACUCAGCAUUCGACACUGUCAAGAAAAUUUGUCGAAGUAAUGACAGAGUACAAUAGAACGCAGACAGACUAUAGAGAACGAUGCAAGGGUAGGAUACAGAGGCAGCUAGAAAUAACUGGCAGAUCAACAACAAAUGAGGAGCUGGAAGAUAUGUUAGAGCAAGGAAACCCAGCUGUGUUCACACAAGGGAUAAUAAUGGAGACUCAGCAAGCCAAACAGACCCUAGCAGACAUAGAAGCAAGGCAUGCAGACAUCAUCAAAUUAGAAAACUCUAUUAGGGAACUGCACGACAUGUUCAUGGACAUGGCAAUGUUAGUGGAAAGCCAGGAUGCAACAAUUGACAGGAUUCAGUAUCACGUUGACGAAGGUAGAGAAAAAGUGGAUAUCGCCAGUAAAACGUUAACCAAGGCUCGGCGAUUGCAUUCCAGUUUUACUAAGAAAAAGAUCCUGUUAAUAAUCUGCCUCGUAGUAGUCGCCAUCAUUUUAAUUAUUAUUUUGGCAGUCACUUUGAGCUGAAUGCCUGGUGAAAUAGUUACCUAAGACUCGCUUGCGUUAACCCCACGUCCCUAAAGUCUGUUGUGCCUGAAAAUCUGUUAAGGAAGAGCAUUUGUAAACAAUGUUACAGUGCAGGAAUCAAUUUCAUAAAGUAUUAGUUUUGGUAGGUAUUUACAACAUUUUGCACUGGGAAGUCUUGAAGUGUGAUGACAUCUGCUGGCUUUGCGAGGAAACGUAAGCGCAAACUCUACCUUACAUGCUCGGGUGUGUGUGUUUUCUGUCCCUUGUUUGGAUUACUGAUGAAAUGUUCAGGACAUUGUGUAAUUAAUGUACAGUAGUAAAUUAGUUAAAAUGAGAGUAAAUUAUGAUAUUUUCAUUACAACAACAAUAAUUUUGUAAUAUAUAAUUUGAAAAUGUUGAUAGCAAUAUGAAAAAGUGUGAUAAAUAUUUGAAUAUUCUUGCUUUGAAAGCAGAUGAUUGUAAUAAUACAGAAUACUUCUUAUAGCUGGCAGUUCAUAUGGUGGGCUAAUAAAUCCAGUUUUGAUAUUUGUUAAAAGGCAGUGUUGGAAAUAAUUAUGUUUAAAACUUGGAUGUUGAAAUGUAAUCAUGUUUCAUUAUACUUGCUGCUGCUCAAUAGCAUAAAUAAUAAUGAAGUUCCUAUUGUUUUAUGCCUCCUGUAAAUUUAUCAAGUUAUUCAUACUAUUUAAAACCUGUCAGUUCUCUGUCAACUAGACAGGUAAUACCUUUUUCUCCAUAAUUGGCUUUCUGGGGAAGUCUGAACAUGUUUGUACAGUUUUAAAGAAAAGAAUAAAAUGCCUAAUUACUCACUAGUUACAUUGAAAA